GGCAAUCCCAAAAUCCAUAAUUCUCAAGAGUCAUUGAUCUCUUGCUCCGUUAUGUGUUCUGCGUACGAGGUACCUUGCUAAAUCAAUAGGCGUUCUCAUCAAUACGCUAGUUUAUGCAUACUCGAUGUCGUAUCUGUCGCCCCUCACUUGCAAUUCCAUAAGCUCACACAUUGAAUACUAACACAAUUGCGCCUAAACUCACCACAUCUAGGAUAAUCAAUCCCACGUCCUUCAACAAUGCCUGAGCCCUCCCCUCCGUCCGCCCCUAGCACCCUCAUCGUCGGCGCAGGAAUCCUAGGAACCUCCACAGCCUACCACCUCUCGCUCUCGCACCCCGACCCCUCCAAGAUCACCGUACUCGACCGCACCCCAUUCCCUCCCAGCCAUGCCGCUUCCACCGACAUCAACAAGAUCGUUCGCGCCGACUACACAUCGCGAUUCUACAUGGACCUCGCGUACGAAGCCCUCGACGCAUGGAAGACCUGGCCCGUUCUGCAGAACGAGGAAGGCGAGAGGUUCUUCCAUGAGAGCGGGUGGAUCAUGUUGAAUAAUCGGGGCAACGAUCUUGCGGAACGGAUACGGAAGAACUUUCGGGAGAGAGGGAGCGAUGUUACGAGUGAUGUUGCGUUGGAUCAGGCGCUGAGAGAGAGGUGGGACGGGCUGUUGACGGGAACGCAGUUGGAGGGGUUUGAUACUGGCUACUGGAAUCCGAAUGCUGGAUGGGCGGAUGCGAGUGAUGCUGUAGCGGCGAUGUUGCAGGAUGCGUUGAAGAGAGGUGUUCGCUAUGAGACGGGGGAUGUGGAUGGGCUUGUUCGAGGGGCUGGUGGAGUUCACGGUGUAAAGACCAAGAGCGGGCGUGUAUAUGAAGCAGACAAGAUCCUGUUGGCAACAGGAGCUUGGACUAGUCAGCUCUUGUCGCCGGUGGAAGAUGAAUUGAACAUUGCAGACGACGAUCGAGUCGAGAAGCAGGUUACAGCAGCUGGUGUCUGUGUCGUGCAUUAUAAGUUGAACGAGGCGGAAUACGCCAGGGUCAAGGACGUUCCCGUCGUUAUAUAUGGCGAUCGUGGGGAGAUAUUACCGCCUCCUCGUGGAAGCUCGCUCCUUAAGUUCACGAAUUCAGAUUCUUUCACGAAUACAAUCAUCACGAAAACUGGACGUAAGAUCUCGGCUCCACCAGACCACGAUCAGUCUAUUGUAUCCGACCGAUUGAAGCAAGAAACAUUGGACGAGAUGGUAUCUACCACCUUACCCGAAUUCACUACCAGAACUGUAGAUUAUUGGAGGAUAUGCUGGGACGCUAUCUCGCCAUCGCAAGAUCAAUUGCUCACAAGGCAUCCCCACCCCGAGCUCCGUAAUUUGUAUCUUGCAGUCGGUGGAAGUUUUCAUAGCUGGAAGUUCCUCCCAACAAUAGGGAAAUACGUUGUAAAUGUCCUCAAUGGACAGUCCAAUGGUGAAGAGAAGGAUAGCCAUUGGCAGUGGAAGACUUCAGCUCCGAAAGAAAGAGGUGCCCAUGAAAAGGUCAUUCCAAAGCGGGAACUAAGAGAUUUAGAUUAGUGAGCGCUUGACUGAAUUGAGUACUGCCUCC
Molecule: messenger RNA, 1585 nt
Organism: Aaosphaeria arxii CBS 175.79
Lineage: Eukaryota; Fungi; Ascomycota; Dothideomycetes; Pleosporales
Product: FAD/NAD(P)-binding domain-containing protein
Exons: 1
Coding region: 238-1554 (438 amino acids)
Molecular function (GO): saccharopine oxidase activity; flavin adenine dinucleotide binding; sarcosine oxidase activity
Source: RefSeq, a predicted model, not a curated record